This is a messenger RNA of Candidozyma duobushaemuli, 2532 nucleotides long. RefSeq names its product Cph2p (gene CPH2). The transcript has a single exon. NCBI's taxonomy places the organism in Eukaryota, Fungi, Ascomycota, Pichiomycetes, Serinales, Metschnikowiaceae. The record is from RefSeq and is a predicted model, not a curated record. Bases 1 to 2532 code for a protein of 843 amino acids. Gene Ontology annotation, molecular function: protein dimerization activity.
AUGUCCACGGCCUACGAUUUCAACGAUAACAUGUUGGACUUCGAGGACACGGACUUGUUCCUCACAGCCAUUCUGUCCUCGGUGCCUGCCAUGGAUAAAAUGGCCAAUCCUUACGAUAUGGACCAGCCUGGAUUGGGCGGUUUUGCGUUUGAUGGCUCCGGCUACGUCCUCAACAACAGCCUUGAUAUCAACGACCCUGAAUCCUCAGACGCUGUGUCUGUUAACAGCUCCCUGCCUUCAACAGCCCACUCAGACCGCUCCUUGUUCCCAUCCAAUAACCAACCCAAGCGCUCCUCGUUUAGCUCCGCGUCGUAUUCCGAGCUGGUGGCAUCGACGAACUCGAACGAGGGAACCCCAAACACGUCCAUACUGUCUCCACAUACCCUGCCAGAAGGCAUCCCCGACCAUGAACCAAAGAAGCAGGCUUCGAAUUUUAAGAAAGAGCCUGAGGAAGAGGAGGUUGCUCCUAAACGCACAACAAGGUCGAAAGCCUCCACGAAAGAUAAAGUCACCAAGCCAGGUAAACGCCCCAAGGUUUCUCACAAUAUGAUCGAGAAAAAAUACAGAACAAACAUCAAUACCAAGAUUUACGAGCUUCGUGAUGCAGUUCCUACUUUGAAGAUCGCCGCUGGAAAACAGAAUGUCCUGCUUUCUGACUUGGAGGGGUUGGCGCCUGCUGCAAAACUCAAUAAGGCAUCUGUCUUGACAAAAGCUACAGAGUAUAUCAAACACUUGGAGAAAAAGAAUGAAAACAUGUUGUCACAGAUUGCUCAAUUGCAGCAGCUCAUUGGUGAGGCCAACGCCAAUCCUCCGAACAUCAUUCCUCAGCAGGGCGAUCGUCAGCCAAAUCAGGGUAUGCAGAAUUCUUUCGAUGGUCAGUUCCCAGGUGGUUUUGGCUUCGCUCCAGAAAACAAUUACAAUACUACGAUAAAUUACGACACCCAGCUGGUCCCACCUCAGUUUGCUCAACAGCCACAACAAGAGAGCUAUCAGCCUUACAAUUCCAAUUGGAUGAUGGGAGGCUUUGCCACUGUGAUGGGUGCUUCUGUGCUCUCGUCCGACAAUUUCAGGGGUUUGGCAGCUUUCCCAUUCAUGCCUGCCUUCUUGACUCACCCAUCGCCCACUGCUUUGCAGCUCUUCACCAUUUUCAGGUACGGUCUUGUUUUCUUCGGUAUUUAUCUCAUGGUGCUGCCCGUAAUUGACCACAUCAGAAAACCCAGAGAUCCCAAGUCCCCUGUCGAGAAUACGUGGCUCACAUGGCUUUUAGUUUCUGCGGGAUUGCAGGUACCAGUUCCACUCCUGCCAACGGAUAAAGAGCUCAUACUUUCCCACUUGGUUGAUGGAUGCUCGGAUCCCAACGACUGGUUUAAAGAUUACAUCGUUUUGUCAUCUAGCGAAGUCAAUUUUGAGACGUGUUUCUUGAACGUGCUCAUCGGCGCGAUCAUUUGCUCAAAAUUCCCAUUCAUAAGCAGAUUUAUCGCACCAAACCUCCAAACGAGAAAAAUUUUAUUGAGCAAACUCGAUGCUACUAAUGAUGACAAAGCCUUACAAAAGUUGAGCCAAUUAUUCAAGACGUCCGAUGGUGCUGCGAUGUUCACAUCUGAAUCACUUAUCACUCGCAUAAUUAAUGUUACAGAGAGAAGAAACUUCUUUGCGGAUGUGAAAGAAGGUGAGAAUUCUCUCGCUUACAUUGACGUGUUCAAACACAACAGGAAAGAUAUAUAUGCUAUCGUGUUCGGUUGGAGAGUGCUUGACCUUUUGCAUGACCUUAAUCUUUCCUACUUGGAUUAUUUGACUUCGCAAAAUGAGGAUGAGGAGGCAAGGAAAAGCGAGAAAAGUUUGAAGUCUGAUCUCCAAACGAUCGGAGGGCUUCUAGAAGACUGCAAUGAUGAUUGCCUCAAACAAUAUUGCUUGUCGUUGACUUCUGUCAUAUCCCCAGAAUCUACGCCAGCAUUGGUCAAAGCUGUCAAAGGAUCCAUAGCGAGAACGAUGUCAAAUGUCAAUACUUACUUCGAUGGACUAGAUCUUACGGACACAGAGUCAGUCGUGGAAAGCGAAAUGGAAGAUGAAAACUUGUCUGACGGCACAGAGACGGAAGUGUCCAAGAAAGAGAGCGGAAUUACAGACACAGUCAAGAGUCUGAAGUCGCUCUUAUAUUCCUUGAAUCUUGUGAACGAAGAGAAGUUCAUUGUCUUGGCUACCUCUUCUAUUCUUUAUUACUUGCAACAGGAUGAUGAACUUGAAAACCUGAAACAGUUAUUGAGACAUUUGAAGUUCCAAAGCGAAAAGCUUCCAUUGUCGACACUCUCAUUCACCUGUUUAUUAAGAGUUGUUUGCAGCAUGCUUCAAUCUGGCGAUGAUAAGCCAAAGGUUUCUUUGAGUGUGGAGGAAUCUGAGAUUUUAGAGCUGAUAGUUAAGGCAGCCAGAGGUUGGCUCAACGAUGAUAGAAAGAACAAGUUUCUUAACCAUUCUUUCAGAAGCGACUUAACCGACUUAGUAAUGACCAAGGGAAUGCUCCUUCACGACUUGUGA